Ilyonectria robusta is the source of this 765-nucleotide messenger RNA. RefSeq lists its product as uncharacterized. Gene Ontology annotation, cellular component: cytoplasm. The record is from RefSeq and is a predicted model, not a curated record. NCBI's taxonomy places the organism in Eukaryota, Fungi, Ascomycota, Sordariomycetes, Hypocreales, Nectriaceae. Gene Ontology annotation, molecular function: oxidoreductase activity, acting on the CH-OH group of donors, NAD or NADP as acceptor. The transcript has 2 exons. The annotation marks the transcript as partial.
AUGUCUUCCUCCAAAGUCGCAAUUAUUACUGGUGGUGCUUCGGGAAUGGGAUUGGCCGUCGCCAAACGACUUGCUGAAACAGGCUGGCAGGUCAACAUCUUGGACUUCAACAAAACAGCUGGGGACGCAGUCACGCGUGAGGUUGAGAAUUCCAAGUUUAUAGCUGUCGAUGUUACGUCAUGGGCCUCCUUGUCAAACGCAUUUGACUCCGUCUUCAAAGAACAAGGCAGACUGGACUUUGUCUUUGCAAAUGCGGGGAUAAUACAGAUGCACAACUUCUACGAGCCAGUGGACUCAUUGCCACCGCCUGAGUUGCUGCAAACCAGCAUCGACAUCAAUUUGAAGGCCGUCAUUAACACCAGCUAUUUGGCGCAGCAUUACUUCAGAUCAAACAAGUAUCGAGACUGUGACGCAGUUCUGAUUGUGACUGCAAGCAUUGCAGGCUUUUACCAGCAAGAGUUCAACCCUCUUUAUUCCGCGUCCAAAGCUGGCGUGGUCAACUUCCUACGCUCGAUUGGCAGGCCCUUUUACAAAGAUGGUAUCCGGGCAUACGCCAUGUGCCCAGGAACCGUGCGGACAAAUCUGCUCUCUGGGGAAGUUUGGGAUUCCUUUCCAGAAGAGUACCUAACACCAAUCGACACCAUCGUCUCGACGGUGGACACUCUCCUCACUGGUGGGCCCAUGACGGACGCGAAGGGGAAGCGCGUUGAAAAGGGCUCUGACUAUGGUCUGGCUGUCGAAGUAUUCCAGACAAGCUUCUAUUUC